This is a messenger RNA of Zingiber officinale, 1505 nucleotides long. RefSeq names its product bZIP transcription factor 44-like. Gene Ontology annotation, cellular component: nucleus. Gene Ontology annotation, molecular function: transcription cis-regulatory region binding; DNA-binding transcription factor activity. NCBI's taxonomy places the organism in Eukaryota, Viridiplantae, Streptophyta, Magnoliopsida, Zingiberales, Zingiberaceae. The transcript has a single exon. The coding region runs from base 845 to 1297 and encodes 150 amino acids. The record is from RefSeq and is a predicted model, not a curated record. Gene Ontology annotation, biological process: positive regulation of DNA-templated transcription.
UCUCUUUUGAUCAGAAUUACCAUGUUGGUGUCCACUUGCUUGGGUGGAAAUUGUUCUAUAAAUUCCACCUCUCGCAAAGGCUACAAUUCCCUUUCCUCCUCUGUUCUUCUGCCUUGCUUAGCUUACUGAAAGUUGUGCUGUCUUUUUUUUUUUCUUUGCAUUUCUAGAAUUCCUCCUGCAGUGUUCUUGGGCUCUGAUUAAACAAUCAGAAUCCAGCAGCUAAAUAUUGUGCUUGCUGCUGCUCUUGUUGUAGUGAUGAAUACUCCUUCAAACGAUCUGUUCUAACAAGUUUUUUGAUUCUAUACGGAGUCAUAUGCAGGGGAAAUUCUGCCAAAUUUCCUCUGAAAAAAGUGUUUCAAGGUCAAGAAGCAUUAUCCAGUUCUUGACCUUUGUUGAAUCUUUGGUGCAAAACUGCCACCUCGCUGAGAUAUCCUUGAACUCUUGGUUUCAAAUUCUGAUCUUUGGGCACAGAACCUAUUUAUUUUCUUUCACAUGCAGCGUCUUCUUCUCAUCUUUAUAAUCUAUGUUGCCUAUUAUAAGUGAGAUCCUACUCUCUGGUUGUAUGAUAGAUUCCAGUAUUCGACGCAGGACUCAUCUUGUUCAAUCCUUCUCUGUUGUUUUCCUCUACUGGUUCUAUGUAUUUUCAUGAACUUGUUCUGAGAUCUGAAAUCCCGGGCGUUCUAGUCCUUUUUAAAUACAUUGUCUGUUAAUUUCAUCCAAAUACCUACCUUGGCUAGAUCUAUAAUUCAGCUACCAGGAUCUACUCUUUCCUGAAGCACUAGCAUUAAACUUCUGUAGAUAAUUGUUAAAUAAAUCAUUUUACUGCAAGAGUACCAAAGCUUCCAUGGAUUCUCCCUAUGUUUCUUCAUAUGGUUCCAGUCUGCUGCAAAACUCGGGCUCUGAAGAGGAUCUACAGGCACUGAUGGACCAGAAGAAGCGGAAAAGAAUGAUAUCGAACCGUGAGUCCGCAAGACGAUCAAGGAUGCGUAAGCAGAAACAUCUGGAUGGUCUGACAGAACAAGUGAACCAGCUGAGGAAGGAGAACGGCCAAUCCUUGGCCUACUUAACCCUCACCACAGAGCAGUACUUCGUAAUGGAGGCUGAGAACUCUGUCCUAAGGACCCAGAUGAUGGAACUCAGCAACAGGCUGCAGUAUCUUAACGAGAUCCUUCACUGUUUGAAUGAAUCCAGUGGCCUCCGACAUGAUGGCCCUUGGAUGAAUGAUAGCAUUACCAACCCUUGGAACUUGUGCAUGAACCAUCCCAUCACGGCUUCAGCAGACAUGCUGUAUUACUGACAGAUAAGCAGCCACUGAUGUUGUAAAAGGGGGCCUAGCUAUUAACUCACUACUAAAUAUUUCCGUGGGUCGUCUUCUACUUCUUUUGUAGCUUGUAUGUCACAAGUGAUCAAAAUAUUUCAGUUUCUAGAGGUAGCAGAAAAAAAGUGACAUGUGUAUGUAGAUCAGAAUUGUAUUCUGUGAGAUUCCUAUGGAGUUAUUUUGGUCA